AUGGACGAGGUACUACCGGGCCUCUGGGUGGGUGGGGUGAGAGCAGCCAUGGACGCCGACUACCUCUCCCGCGCCGGUGUCACCCACAUCAUCUCGUGCAUGAAGCAGCAAAUUCCCGUACCUCCACCACUUGCGGAUGGUAGGACGAUCACGCGGGCAGAGAUGAAGCACAUUCGGAUCGACGAUGACGAAAAGGCGCCUGUCCUCGUCCAUUUUGCCGGGUGCAAUGAGUUGAUCGCCAGUCAGCUGCAGGAGGAAUGGGUCGUCGAUGACAAAGAAGCGGAAUCAUCGCAGCAGCCAUCAGAGGCCGGCGACGAGGUCGAACAGCUGGUACAAGGUCGACAGAAGCGUAAUGGACGAUGGGGAAGCUGGCAGACCACUGGCGCAGGAACCGUGCUCGUACACUGCCAAGCGGGUUGCUCCCGAUCCGUCGCCAUCACCGCAGCCUAUCUCAUGCACACACGCCGCAUCUCUGCCACCACAGCAGUCGAUAUGAUCCGACGACGACGAGCCGACGCCGGCCCCAAUCGAGGCUUCAUGGCGCAGCUCGAGCUGUACGAGCAGGUGGGCUUCGAGAUCGACAUGAAGUGGCAGUCAGUCCGCCGAUUCCUCAUGAGCAAGACCGACAUUCUCAAUGGCGACAGCAUGGACGACAUGCUUCUCAGCUACUAUCCGAGCCCGUACCCAAGUCCGGGGUUGAGCGCUGGCGGGAUGAAAGGAUUCACCAGCAUCAAGCCGACCAGCAAAACAGCAUCUUCCUGUUCCACAUCAUCGUCCUCGUCGCACUCCGGGCCACGCAUCUCCCAGCUCUCAUCGAUCACCGCUACAUCCUCGCCAUCCGAGCCGGAGCUCGUCCCCUCGCUCUCCAGCAUGUCUACCUCGAAUGGCGGAUCUUCGAAGGCAUCGGAAUCAGGAGCCGCGCCGGCCGAAGUCAAGGUGACUGCCAACUCGUCCGGCCGCCUCCCUGGUGGCGUGCAGCACGUGCGAGGUCACGAAGGCAUUGCGAACCGUGGUCAGCUAUCGAGGCCGAACUUCACAGGGCCCAAGCUGAGGUGUAAAGGGUGCAGGAGGGAGUUGGCUGCGUUGGAUCAUGUCGUGAUUCACGAGCCAGGCAAGGGACAGAUGGCGUUCGACCACAGGAAGAGGGAUGUGGGGCAUCAGGGUCAGAAUGUGGCCACCAACUCGGGCUCAACUGACAGUGUGGCAGCACAGGAUGGCACAGGGGCGGAGAUGGCUGCGGAGGGGCCGAAUGUGCCAGCGCAGCAGGAGCAAGGAUCGACAGAGACUGAUGCAGCUUCCACCUCGUCAGUAUCAUCAUCAGCAGUAGCAGCAGGUCCGACGCCGGUCGCGAACGGCAAACCGAAGAUCCAAUCUGCGGCGUCAUUAGCAUCGCAACUCCCACCACACCUCGCCGCGCUUCGAGGCGCACGUCCGCGCCCGCCAGCACCAGCACCCGCCGCGGCACCGAAUCCAUCUCUCUCAUCCGCCGGCCUCCCUUCUUCACCGUCGACCAACGCCCCCGCUUCCUCACCGUCUACACCGACAAAGUCGAUGUUGAAGCAUCCCUCCUGCUCGUCAUACUUCCUCGAGCCUAUGGCGUGGAUGUCCGACCUGUCAAGCGGCGAAGUCACCGGCCGGCUCAACUGCCCCACUGCGAAAUGCGGCCAGAAGCUCGGCAGCUGGGACUGGGCCGGCAUGCAGUGCGCGUGCGGCGCUUGGGUCACCCCGGCUUUCUCUUUGCACCGCAGCAAGGUUGAUGAGAUUUAG
Messenger RNA from Kalmanozyma brasiliensis GHG001, 1767 nucleotides. Its product is annotated as Dual specificity phosphatase, catalytic domain protein. Lineage: Eukaryota; Fungi; Basidiomycota; Ustilaginomycetes; Ustilaginales. Gene Ontology annotation, cellular component: nucleus. Gene Ontology annotation, biological process: protein dephosphorylation. The coding region runs from base 1 to 1767 and encodes 588 amino acids. The record is from RefSeq and is a predicted model, not a curated record. The transcript is spliced from 2 exons. Gene Ontology annotation, molecular function: protein tyrosine/serine/threonine phosphatase activity.